Messenger RNA from Parascedosporium putredinis, 285 nucleotides. The record is from the annotation of a GenBank genome assembly. NCBI's taxonomy places the organism in Eukaryota, Fungi, Ascomycota, Sordariomycetes, Microascales, Microascaceae.
AUGCAAAGAUUCAACCCGACCCAACCCAUCUCCACUCCGUUGUUCACCCAAGAGUCCAACCUAGAGUUUGCGACGCGCAUUGCCAAACUCCUAGCAAGGAAAACCCAGCUUCCCGCCUAUGUGGGCACUUCACUAAAUCUGUCCAGUAUGGGCAUGGGCGGCACGCCCGAAGAGGAGAUGGAGGCCUUUAAGAAGGUCAUUGAGGUUAUCUUGGCAAAAACGGAACACGUUCGUCAGCCUCCGCCUGGCUCAGAAACGGCCAGCACGACAUCCGUCAAGGCCUAA